Radiomyces spectabilis is the source of this 958-nucleotide messenger RNA. RefSeq lists its product as uncharacterized. The record is from RefSeq and is a predicted model, not a curated record. Lineage: Eukaryota; Fungi; Mucoromycota; Mucoromycetes; Mucorales; Radiomycetaceae. The transcript is spliced from 2 exons. Bases 18 to 803 code for a protein of 261 amino acids.
GGAAUGGAUAAGCCGUGAUGUUACACCUUAAUUACGUUAACAUUUCUUCAUCAUCUCCACCAACAUUUACUCGACACAUGAAUGGGUGCGAGUCUCUUAGUAGUCAGGAUUACGCAUCACUAUCGCGGAAGCGCAGUGUAACGGACGCCUUCCCUGACGACUCGUACGAUCACGAAUCCUACAAGGUUCCCAAAUAUAAAUCCAACCUUUCCACGGACGAACGCUCCUUUGUCGACUUCACCCGAUGCCUUUACCGUGCCAAAGCCGUUGUCAACGACCUUCGUACAUUCAGUGCUGCCGUUUGUCCCGCGCCUCAUAUCGCCUAUCACCACGACCCUCUCCAUCCUCACAGUCAUUACCAUAAUAUGAUCCAUCAGCAAUAUGCGGAAGGCCGUUUCUCCAACUCACUUAUCAGUUCUGAUCAAUUCCUGCGGCAUAUCAACCAAUACAUGUCAGAAAAUUACCACAAAUUUACCCAAAUGUGCAAAUUCCUCCUACUGGUACUUCGAAAACUGGAAUCCACAAGUCCUUUACGGCAGAUCUGUAUCGAUUCGUUUCGAAAAGACAUCUACGACGAACUCAAGGUCGCCAGCGAGAUUUAUGCCGAGUUCACUGCCUGUACUCGAAUGUUGAACGUGGGGCAAUCUUCCUCGUCGUCUUCAUCCUUAUUGGAACAGCAACCCUAUCCAUCGUCAAGUACUGGAGGGGAAGAAGGUCAAUCUCCUAUUGCUUCUCCGGUUACUGAAUCCGAUUUCGAAUGUGAGAUCCAUUCUGAACCGUCCAAUUCGUCUCCUCAGCUGUAGAUUCCCUUUGUAAUAUUUCCCUUCCAUGACCCAUCCUUACGUAUUUUCUUCAUGUAUAUAGUCCCUCCCGCAUCCAUAUAAUUUGCUUAUUUGCCAUUCCUAAUGAAUUGAGAACAUCGUGUUCUAUAGAACAAUGAACAAAUUGUUCUAUAUAC